UCCUUCUCGGCUGACUUGUUUGGCUGUGAGAGCGCAUAGCUCCUACGAACCAUAUAUUGUGUUGCACAUUUUUAAUGAGUGUGCUCUAUAUAGCAUAUUAAACAUACAGUCUUGUGGAUGGCUGCUGGACAUUUUCUGUUUUAUUUUCGUGCACAUUACGAAGAUUGGCAUUGCUAUUCAUUUUUAGGGGAACACUUCUGCUUAGUUUUGUACUUGUAAGAAAAAAAUAUUGUGACUUGGAAAAAUUCAAUCUCAUGAGUGAAUGAUCACAAGCUAAACGGAUGUUAAACGUUGAAACGUGAAUGGCGAUGAUAGAACUUGUUGCGGAAUCAAGCGGAUAACAAUGCACGCUAUGGACAUCUCAUAUCACAACAAGAAUUUAUGGCCAGUGCAUUCAUUAUACCCAUUGUUGUUCUAUAGAAUCUCAAAAACCCGGAACUGAAGACAAUAAUUAUUCCGAAACAAUCAAUAUUUAGAGGUGAUCACACAUAAAUAAGGUCAUAAACAUGGUGAAAAAAAUUUAAAGGGUUGUGUACAAGACGCGACCACGAUGACAUUAAAAAUGCGACCAUUUUUGUGAGCCAGCCAUAUUAUUCGUGGGUACAUCCUGUAAUGCCGACUUAUUUUGGACUACACACAAAAGAAUCCUUCUUCAGGAUGCGCCGAUCAUCGCAUGCUACCUGUCAAAGUAAUCAAGAACCUCUAAUCGUUGUAGAGGAAUCGGAAAAUUAUGAAAAGGAGGAGGAAAUCAGCCACACGUCAUCUCCGCGGCAUAGUUUGGAUAUAGAAUCUCCAGAAAACCCGUAUCUACUGUCACCAUGGCGAGAUCCUAGAGAAACACGUAAGCAUUCCUUACCAACACCGCCGUGCACUAGUGGCAUAACAGCCAGUCAAGUGCGUCGUCUUUCUGAGCGUGGAGGAGAAGGAUCAGGUCCGUCACCUCGUGAACAGGCAUUCUUGGCCACUCUGUAUAGCGCACCCGCCCCACAACCUGGUGGUCGAAGACAUUCCGUUGUAACAAUCAGCAAGGUCCCACCAACUAUUUUUGGCCGCAGCCGGAGAGAGUCAAUUGCAGCUCUUCCUGCAGGACACAGGUCCGCAGCAAGCUCCCGUCGUGACAGCAAAACUGGACCACCACCAUCGAUAGAUCACAGAGGUAGUAUACAUAAUUUACAAUUAGAUAUUAUGGAUGAUAUAGUGCAAGCUAGAAAAGCACGUAUGAAGCUAUGGAAUACGAGUAAUGAAAAAGUAUGUGAAGUUCAAACGCUGGAUGAAGCUGGUGCUGGUUCUAGUUCACCGAUGCGCUAUACGAAUAGACGCUACUCGGACUUUGUGGGUACGUCAUUGCCGCCUAUACAGUCAUUCAGACGUGCUUCCGAGAUGCCUAUUUCGCCGUCAACUCCACUAACACCAGCAACAGCGUCAUCGAUUUUGACUACAUCGCCAAAAACUACUCAAAAAAUGGGAAUAGUAUGUACAAAUACUGACUUAAUAUCUCUUCUGUCGUCCCUAGCUUCAUCGGCAACUGAAAUAAAUAGAUGUGGUGAUAAAGACUAUCCAACCCCUCAAACUCCUCAAUCAUCAUCAUUUAAAUCCAUCUUUAAACCCCCUCCAGAUCAACAAGCAACUGAGAGCAAUCUUAAAAAAAAUCGCUCCAACAGUUUUGAUGUUUCCUUGUAUCAUAAUAUAAAGCAAUUGGCAACCGGUUCGUCCUCGAGUCCGGUUGAUACAGAAAAAUCAUCGGUGGAACCAGGUUGGUUCACCAAAAGGCAUCAACCUAUGGCUCGUCGAAAAUCGAUGAAAUCCCCCGGAGCGACAGUUUCGUUCGCGAAAGAAGCAAUAGAUAAACUGCGUGACAAAUCUGACGCAAAAAGCGGUGAUGUGAACUCCAAAACAAAGCAAUCAAAAUCGCCGCUGAGCAAAUUGAAGUGGGAUGGAAGAAGCGCAAUAGUAGAUGCACGUAUGAUCGGCCACGCAAUCGAAAGUUUUAUAACAGGCUCAAGUUCAUCUAAAAAGUCAUCAUCCAGUUCCAAAGAUUCAUCAACAAAAUCUACAAAAAAACAGCCAUCUUCCAAUUGGUUUGGGAAGGCUGACGAUGAUGAUGCUAAUGAUACAUGUGAUUCUUCGCUCUGUUCUACGCUGAAAGAUCUUUUUGUGAAGUAAAAAAUCUUGCCUAGGCAGGGAUCAUACAAUAUAGGAUUUUAUUCCUAAAUACGCUUUGAAUGCCUCGUAGUGAAAAAUAUAAACGUACCCACCUGAGAAGUAGCCUUUAAGUACUAUUGCAUCAAAUAUGAGAGAUGAAAACUGUUGUACCUAUCAUCCAUUCCUGUGCUAGUUACUAUUUGUUGUUAGAAAUCGCACUAGGAAAACAAUAAAUCGAAUGGAUGUUCCAAUGUCAAACGAUUCCGGAAAACCUAAAAAUGACAAUUUUCGCAGGAUCAAAAGGCGUUAGUUAAACUUGGAACUCCGGAUAGUUAUUUAUUCUUCUACUUCGUGUCCCAGUCGAACUUUGUGUUUAAAUUGAUUGAAAACGGGUAUGAUAGCUGUAUCAUUACUCUAUGCAAUCUUACUUACAUGAACACACGCAUCUUAUCAUGCAGAGUACCAUCGACAUUUGUCAAUACCCUACACCCGAUCUACCUAAUUAUCAUUACCAUAUAGCACCUCAUCACUACCCUGAUUUAUAUUAUGAGUGCUAUUCUAGUGUACUGAACAAAUAUAUAAUCCGGACAUCAAAUCGGAUUUCUAUUAUCUAAGGAUAAGGAUAUUUUUCGUUGAAAAUGAGCAAAAAACAUCAAAUUUCAAAACAAAUAAUUGCCAUUUUUACUUGUCACCACCGGGACACCUGUCGCUGGCUCUCGGCGAUUCUUCAAAUGUUUCGUUAAAAACAAUUAGGAUUUUCGAUUGAUGCGCACCAGUGUAGUGGAGUGCACUGGUUUUGCACUUUUAAACAGAAGUGUCAAUGGAACAUACCCAGUUUUCAGCACUUCUGCUAGAAAGUGCAAAAAUGGUGCAAAGCCAGUGCACUCUACUACACCGGUGUCAAUCAAUCGAAAACCCCAAAUAUAUUUUUAAUGCACUCUAUAGCAAUUUAUUAGUCAGUGGAAAUUUGUUUGCUUGUUUUUUAUGUCCGUGACUUUAAAAAAAUUUCAUUCGUCACGUAAUUUUUACACUAACAUUUAAAUUGAUAUAGAGUUUUCAUAAUUUUCUCGAAUCGAAAGAUCGAGCGUUUUCGGAAUUUUGAGUCUCUCGCCAAUAAAUCGACAAACACAGGGUUUAAUUUCACUGAGUUUUAGAAGCGAGCUUCUUGUAGUCACGAUUUUAGUUUGCCUUUUUGAGGAUUAAGCACAUCAGGUUAUUUCAUUCAUUAUCCAUGCUUUAAGAUUUUUUAAUGAAUCUGAAACGAGCUUCCACUGAUAAACAGAUAAAUGACCCUGUUGUUUGAUGUGGUUUAUUCUUACCUCUUAGCCCCGCAAAUUCUCAUGGGCUCAAGUACCAAACAACCCCGUAAGAAUACCAUGAAUAUGUUCCGCGCCAAACACAACGAUCAAAACACCAUACAAUGGUCUCUAAAACCCAUAGAUUCACCAUAAUAUGGUUUUUAAAUGGGAUCUUCAAGACCAUCACCAUGGUCAUUUCAAACAUACGCUUCAUACACUGCUCUAAUCCAGAGAUGAUGCUUAGAGAGAUGUGCGAAGACUGAAGCCAAAAGUUCCAAUCGAACCCAAAACAACGGUUCCAAACGAACAAUGUAAACAAAUAUCACGGAUUUAGGAAGUAAAGCGUGGGGAGUAUUGAGAUUGAAAUAAAAAGAAAUGCACUGCAUCCUCGAUAUAUUUUCUUUAGUGCAAUGAACAACAUGUAGUAGACUGGUUCAAUUUUUGACUUUUAGCUCCACCAGACUCUAUUGAUUCCUUUUAUGGCCCUUAGUAAUUGUGCAAAUUUUGGUACCGAUCGGUUGUGUCUACGGACCAUCCAAAAAUUUCAAAGUUUAUAUGGAAAUUAGUAUGUAAAAUCAGUUAAAAUUGAAAAUAAAUUCUUAAAAAAUCACCUCAUCAAUCAAUUCAUGAGAACACUAUAUAUUUCAAAAGGUAUUCGUCUACUGAACACAUUCGUGGAACAUUUUAAGUUUGUGAAAAUUCCCUGAGAAAAAUUAUUAACUAAAGAUGCAGCAUGACUUCAAAACAAGUGGAUUUUGCCGUUUCAAAAAUUUCAGUUGAGAAAUUUUCCCAGAUUUGAAAUGCGAAUAUCUUCCGUUCUACUGGACGAAAUCGCAAUAUUUUUACACUAUCUGAUCGGAAAUUUGUGCACGUAUUUCGUAUUAAAUUUCGGAAUUACUGCGACUACUAUAAAUAAACCAAAACAAGGAUUUUCAGAAAAUCCUUCGAAAACAGCGAGGAAAAUGCGCAAUUUGCCAGCAUAUCCCACGCAGAGUCGUCAAAAAGGAGCAUGUAAGCGUUUCAUUACAUACGGGAAUGUUAUAUAUACAGGUCACGCGAGCUUGUUUUGUAUCAGUGGGUGCUCGCUUACCACACGAGCAACAUGCUCGUCCAAUGAGCGGUAUCAUGUUUGCGUUCCCGUACCAAGCGUCAUCGCAAGGUUCUUCGUGAUAAAAUCCAGGGAAUCACCAUAUCUGCCAUUCGGCGUCUGGCUCGUCGUGGUGGUGUAAAAUGCAUCUCCGAUUUAAUCUACGAAUGCUGAGGGUGUGCAGGAAAAUGUCACACGAGAUGCCGUGACCUACACUGAACACGCCACGCGCAAAACCGCAAUGAAUGUCGUCUAUACUCUGAAGCGGCAGGGACGCACUUUGUAUGGAUUUGGAAGUUGAAAAGGUAGAACUCACUUGUAUCAUUAUAAAAAAGGCCCUUUUCAGGGCCACCAGAAUCAUUUCAAAGAAUAAGUUUGCAUUUUCUGUUUCAUGGACUGUUUCUCCCUGGAGAGUUUGGGUUAAACCCUAAAUUAUGAUUUAUUUCAGUACGCAAAUUGCAAAUAUGGUCAGAAAGAAACUCAGGCGCAUUCAAAAAAGGUUUCAAUUCUCAAACAUUUUACCAAAGUGCCGUAUUACAUUACUCUCUUUACCCUGAGUGUUCUAUAAUCUCCGUAUUGGAAACACAAUUUCAAUUUUGUUCUUUAUCAAAAAUAUGUGGUCGACCAACGAAAGGGUGGAGCUACGAAGAACACAUAUUGAGGACAACACAAAAAAGGACGAGCUUACAUUGUGCUGCAGUCAGGUAUAAAAACUCAGCAUGCUGUUGCUCACGCUCAGUUCGUUUCCAGCCUCAGCAUGCAGCAGUUCGUUUGCAGCAUCUCCCGCAAAAUUCAAACAGCCGUCCGUUUGCUGCUGUUAGAAGAGUUGGCCAAGCACGCCGUCUUCCAUGGCACCAAAACUGUUACCAUAUACACCAGCUCCAAGUAAAUUUCGAACACUGCCCAAACAAAAGGCCCUUUUCAGGGCCAUCAAUUUAUCGACAAAGAAUGAAAUUGAAAUUUUGUUAUUACAAGCAUCAGAAAGUGGCUUGUCAAGAGCGUUGGAUGGUAAGUCAGCCACUUGUAAACAAUACCGUCGCUUUCACGUAGAAUGGCACAAAAUCAAAAGUUAUUUGUAGACAGGUUAGUGUAAUGAUUCAAUUUACAAAAAUCGAACGUUUUCUAACAUUUCGAUAUAGGUGUUUCGUUUCAAAAUUUUCGGCCAGAAUGCUGCCUGUUUUUUCAAACGUGAAAAUCGGCUGUUGUAUUGAAUGAAAACCUUCGAUUUUUGCGCUGAUUGGAAAUAGUUGUGACUAUUUCUGUAGAUUGUACAAUUACUGAAAAUAACGGAUUUUGUGAAAGCAGUGGUUGGUCCGUACAGUUCGAUUCCAAGCGAGCCACACUAGUUUUCGUUGGAAGGUCCACCUCUGACAAUAGAAGUAAACUAUUUUAUUUUGAAUUCAACUAACUUCCUUGAAAACAGCACAGUUAAAAAACUUUUGGGAAAAACGCGCAAACCUAAAUUUUCCACUAUAAUGGAAACUGCCUGUGCCUCGCCGCACAGCAUCAUCAAGAUUGAUAGUAAUUCAAGCCGGGAGGAAAGAGGUUGUAAGGCAAUGGAAAACGAAAAUUUCAAUUAUAUCUUACUGGAAUAUAAUUGGAUGAUCCUGAAAAGAACUUAUUGGUUUGUGGUUUAUUUUGAGGUCACAAUUAAGGCCUGCUCGAUUGCUGAUAGCUGUGAAUUUCUCGCAGGGCGACAGUUUCUGUUCAGUAGUGAUGAGGCUUCCUAACGCCAACCGUGACUGGGGCACUUUUACACGGCCUUCGUUGCUUACUGCUUGCGGGAAGGCUUUCCUCCGGUGGACUUACGAGCGGUAUGUUUGGUACGGGCCAUUUAUCCACAAAGAAUCGAAUUGAAAUUUUGUUAUUACAAGCAUCCGAAAGUAGCUUGCCAAGAGCGUUCGAUGGCAAGUGAGCUACUUGUGAACAAUAUCGUAGAUUUCACGUAGAAUGACACAAAAUAAAGUUAUCAUUUGUGUGUUUGUUUACAGUUUCGUGUUUACUAGGCGCAUUCAAAAAAGGUUUCAAUUCUCAAACAUUUUACCAAGGUGUCGUAUUACAUUACUCUUUUUACCCUGAGUGUUCGAUAACCUCCGUAUUGGAAACACAAUUUCAAAUAUGUGGUCGACCAACGAAAGGGUGGAGCUACGAAGAACACAUAUUGAGGACAACACAAAAAAGGACGAGCUUACAUUGUGCUGUAGUCAGGUAUAAAAACUCAGCAUGCUGUUGCUCACGCUCAGUUCGUUUCCAGCUUCAGCAUACAGCAGUUCGUUUGCAGCAUCUCUCGCAAAAUUCAAACCGCCGUCCGUUUGCUGCUGUUAGAAGAGUUGGCCAAGCACGCCGUCUUCCAUGGCACCAAAACUGUUACCAUAUACACCAGCUCCAAGUAAAUUUCGAACACUGCCCAAACAAAAGGCCCUUUUCAGGGCCAUCAAUUUAUCGACAACGAAUCGAAUUGAAGUUUUGUUAUAACAAGCAUCCGAAAGUGGCUUGCCAAGAGCGUUGGAUGGUAAGUGAGCCACUUGUGAACAAUACCGUCGCUUUCACGUGGAAUGGCACAAAAUCAAAAGUUAUUUGUGAUUUGUAGACAGGUUAGUGUAAUGAUUCAAUUUACAAAAAUCGAACGUUUUCCAACGUUUCGAUAUAGGUGCUCCGUUUCAAAAAUUUCGGCCAGAAUGUUGCCUGUUUUUCUAAAAGUGAAAAUCUGCUAUUGUACUGAAUGAAAACCUUCGAUUUUUGCGCUGAUUGGAAAUAGUUGUGACUAGUUGUGUAGAAUGUUCAAUUACUGAAAAUAACAGAUUUUGUGAAAGCAGUGGUUGGUCCAUACAAUUCGAUUCCAAGCGAGCCACACUAGUUUUCGUUGGAAGGUCCAUCUCUGACAAUAGAAAUAAACUAUUUUAUUUUGAAUUCAACUACAACUUCCUUGAAAACAGCACAGCUAAAAAACUUUUGGAAAAAACGCGCAAACCUAAAUUUUCCAUUAUAAUCAAAAUGAGUGCCCCCACCGCACAGCAUCAUCAAGAUUGAUAUUUAUUCAAGCCGGGAGGAAAGGGGGAGGGAGGUUGUAAGGCAAUGGAAAAUUUCAUGUAUAAUAAUAAUACUUUAUAAUUGGCUGGUUCUGAAAACAACUUGUUGGUUUGUGGUUCAUUUUGGGUCACAAUUUAGGCCCGCUCGAUUUCUGAUAGCUGUGAAUUUUUCGCAGGGCGACAGUUUCUGUUCGGUAGCGAUCAGGCUUCUUAACGCCAACCGUGACUGGGGCACUUUUACACGGCCUUCGUUGCCAACCAGCUCCCUGUCAAGGACGACAUCUCUGUACAGCCAGCAUCACUGCCAUGAAAGCAAAACAUUGAUUUUGAACCGAAUGAUUAGAAGCUGUAUUUAGUUACAAAAUGUCGAUUUUCUGAAUGAUAUGAUAUUAAAUCAUCCCACAAGAUGCAAAACGUCGUGUGGAAUGCUUGAAUAUCGAGCAUAGUGCCGAACAUAAUUCUUUGUUUGGGGCUUUAUAGCUAUAACGCCCCAUAUAUGUCGGUCGCUGUCAAACUCCAUAUGAUAGUAUAGGGUUGCCAGGGGGCUGUUGCCAACUGCUUGCGGGGAGCCUUUUCUCCAGUGGACUUACGAGCGGUCUGUUUGGUACAGGCCAUGUAGCGAAAAAUGCUGAUCUGCUACUUCUCUGAUGCUGGUAGUAGGACGACGGUUAAACGCUCGUUUGCGUGCCUUCAUUCAUAAAAGUUCAACAAUAUUUUCAAAGAAUGUUGCAAAUUGUCAACUUGAUAAUUCCAAAAAUACUUUAAAUAAACUAUGAAUGUGCAAAAGACGACAAAAUCGCAUAGAAAUUGCUUAUUCCAGAGCAGAAUUUACCGAUCUAAAGUGCAUUCUACUUCACUCCGGUUAUGUCUCUGACAUUACCCACCCAUCUUUUUUAUUAUUAAUCAUAGCAACCCUGUUUGAAUAGCUCCAUCGUUAUAUAAGUGUAAACUAGACUUACCACAGAGAAGAGAAGUACCACUUCGAACAAAAAAAUCACGAAAGUUCUCACAAAAGCGAAUCGGAUUUGUUGCUGGUUUUCCCUUCUUUGAUUUGAGAGUGCACCCGUAUGACGUUUCAACUAGUAUAAUUUUUGAGACUGGCUCGUAUAAAUCGUUGCAGGCGGUAAGGCCGAGCUUCGCUAAAGCGUACAGCAAAUAACAGAAAAGGUAUUAUUGCAUUUCGUAUCAUAGAUUUUACUUUUCUGAUUGAUAUUAUGCUUAUUGCUGUAUGUAAUCAUUGAACGUUCAUUUUCUAAAACGACAUUAUCUGUUAUUUUUGCGGGGCGUCCGGAGAAUCGUCCAGUUUCAACGGAAUGAUCUCUGAUUACCUGGUCCGACGGAAAUGCUUUUAUUAAUUUUGCACAUUGAAGAGUAACUCGUAAGGAACCUUUACCACCGACGAACCGACGUGCCACAUGGAACAAAAAAUGCGCCAGAUAUUGUCCUAAUUGUUUAAAUUGUAAUACGUUGUUACACUAGCGGCAUCUGCAUAAUGGUUCGCGUGGUAGUCUUCGUCGAUAACACAACAGUACGCAAACAACAAGGUGUGUCGACGUUGUACCAGGUAUGCUAGAACGAACAAACUUUCUUUUAGCAUGUUGAAGAUCGUUUUUGCAGCUUUUUGUUAUCCUAUGUAUGUACUAUUUAACAAAACUGUCCGUUACAAGCAAAAAAGUAACAGAAUACAUGCAUUUUUCAUGAGUUCUGAAUAUUAUUUUGAUGCAUAUUUCCACUACAUAUGCAGCUGAGGGAAUUGCAUUCUGUAAUAUCAAUAUACUUAUCGAGAAACCUGCCCAGAUUCAAACAUGGCGGAGCGAUCUGUCGCAGUUUGGCAGUAGUGAUCGCUUCAUUUCAAAACAAUCGUUAUUUUGUAUGGGACACUUUUCGAAUGCCUCGUCGGUUCGUCGGUGCCUUUAGUAAGCAGCACAUGAUUGUAGACCCCUUUUUCUAAGACUAACAGCAACGGAGCGUGGGUAAAAGCGAUUUGCUAACCGCCAUCAUAACACGACACCGCACCGGCGGUUCGUAAACAGGUUGGGAAAUGGAAACUUAUCGUUUCGGUUUAUAGCGAGUGCGUAUAUUUGCUAACUUCUUCCAACUGACGCCAACGUUGCUAUUCGUAGAAAGGAAGCAAAGCAAAGGAAAAUGUAAAAAUAGGGUCUCGCGAUGAUUGAAUUAAAUAAAACUUAUUUAAAGUUUACUGAAAUUACAACAGAAUUAUUGAAAUUAAAAGUUUAUUGUUGUUUUAAUGAAAAUAAAUUUCAAACCAUGAUUCACAACAAUUAUUUUGUCGUUUGAUGCAAUGAACAGUAUUUGUUUGAAUUCAAUAACACAUAUUUAUGAUCAUGCUGUAUGUUUACUGCGUGAAAGUAAAAAUGAGUGCAUCGAAGCAACUUGGAUUGAACUGGAAGAUGUAGCAUUAUGUCAAGCUGUCAUGAUGUGUACCAGGAUCAGAUUGGGUCAAAUAAAAAAAAACCAAAAAUCUGCAUGGACUGUAUGAGGAAACGCUGCGAACAAAUGGAACUGUGGAAAGUAAGAUUCAAAAAGAAAGACAAUGCGUGAAUUUUUCUUGUGCAAAAGUCUUUCAUUCAUGUCUAGUAGUAAGUGGAAGAUAACGACGAUAAUGGUUUGCCACACACUCUGCAGCGCUUGGCUCAGAAAAGAAUUCCUAAAAAGAACUUGGACGGACACAGAUUACACCUGUUACAUCACCACCAUCCAGUUUCAGGCGGUGGUUCAUCAUAUUUUCGGGGGAUAAUAUGGUGUUGUGGUGUAUAGUGAAAUGUAUGAACGUGAAUGCACUUCCCUAAUAAUGUGUUGACUAAAAGCCAUUGUUUUCACUGUUCCAAAACAGUAGUUUAACAAUAAUUUAUACUACAGUCUAAUAUGACAUUACAAUACAAAAUCAAUAAAUUUUAACCUUUCUCCAUAAAAUUUCAAAAUUCACUCAUUUUGUGAAAAAGGAGAUGGCGGGGUUAGACGGGGUUGGACGGUCGUACUUAACAUUAUAAAAAUUAAUAUUUUUAAUGCAUUCAAACAUUUCUUAUAUUGCUCAUAGAAACAGUUACACGAAAUGUUAAUUAACUAUAUAAUUUAUUGUUGGACAAUAAAAUUGAUUGUUGCAAGAAAUUUUAUUACAAAUUUGCUAGAAGAAUUCCACGUUGAGCAAUGUAGAAAUAUUCUAUGAUUCAAGGAUAAUUACUUUUGUUAAUUCGUUUCAAUAGUUUUUGACUUACUUUGAGAAUUUUAUCCAAACUAUUGAUACAUGGAUGUGGAUUUGACGACCAAUUUGGUAUGCAGCAAACGUCACGUUCAAAAAUGUUCGAACGUUCGACUGUUUAAUCUACCUAUGAUUAUGACCUGUGUCAGGCCAUGGUAAACGCCGGAGGAUCCUUUGGCUCGGUCCAAAUUCAAAAGAGCACAUCUGAACAUUACAUUACAUUACGCUACCUACUGUCGCUUCAGCUCAUCGCAUCGUAAAAAGUGAUGCAUUUAACAGACGAAGCUCUAAUAGCAUUUCAAAUUGUUUGAGUUAAAAGUGUUCACCAUAUUAAACUCUGGUUAGGAAUUUUGCACUACCCCGCAGGACCAUUGUUUGAUGCAAGAUUGCGUGUUGUCAUUUGCCAUACUGAUGAAUUGGAACCAAAUUUAUAAUUUUAAACAGUAAGUGAUAAUUUGAUUCCAUUUUUGGAAUUACCGUAUCGAUGACAAAAUGUUGGAUUAAAUUGAUACACUGUAUCAAUUUGCCACAAAUUUGUGUUACCAAUUUGUUUAUUUCUUGAAGUAGAUGUAGUUGUAGUUAGUAUUCCAUCUCCAGUGAUACAACCGAUUCUAAUUGGAAAUGAUUGUGUUAUUGGCGCCGGAAUAUUACAAGUUAAGGCUCAAGUUACCUCAAGGCUUGGUAGUAUGCGUAAGAAAAAUUGUGUUCAGCUUUGCCACCAGAUUAUCCAUUUAAACCUUUUCAAAACUCUAAAAGAAGAAUAUCAGUCGAUUUAUUAGAUCAUCACGAUUCAAUUCAUGCAAAAUACCUGCUGGAAAAACCAUCGGCUUAGCUGGAUGGUGCUUUUGAAAAAGUGGCUGUGAUUUUUUAUCACACUACCACACCGAGCUGGGGUACGCAACACAACUGCGCAAUGAAAAAACCACUGCCACUUUUUCAAAAGCACCAUCCAGCUAAGCUGAUGGUUUAUCCAGCAGGUAUUUUGCAUGAAUUGAAUCGUGAUGAUCUAAUAAAUCGACUGAUAUUCUUCUUUUAGAGUUUUAAAAAGGUUUAAAUGGAUAAUCCGGUGGCAAAGCUGAACACAAAUUUUCCUACGCACACUACUAAGCGUUCAAUUCUAACACAUGCUUAAAAAAGGUAACUUGAACCUUAAGCUCAGCCGGAAUGUUGGCUGGUUCUAAUUCGCAUUCCGGCUUCAGUGACACAUUCUAGUAAUGUUUCCAUUUCGAGUGGGUACAGUCCAGCGUACCAAGUAUUCCUGAAUAAGCCACUAUUCUGUGAUUCACAAACGCCUUUGAACAUUCUUAAAACGCAGAUAUAUUUACCCAACUAUACUCUCUGCAAUAUUACCACAGAUGACGGACAUUUGGGCUAAAAAUUUAUGUAAAAAUCUGUCUAAACAUCUAUUAUCUGGGGUAUAGCAGGAUUCUCACAUAGAUUGAGGCGCAAAUUUUCUCCCAUCCGAAUAUAUUUGACUGUAGCGUCCGAAGGACGUAUGUAAGGUGGCUUUCGCAUAAUUCAGUAAAACCCAGCUUUCUCUGGCUUUUCAAUAUAGUAUUAUCUCCUCUUCAAAGGCUUCGAAAUACAAAAAACGAAAGUCUUCGAAACCGAUCGUUCGUUAAAACUGGUUCCGCAAAACAAUCGUUGAAUGACCGAAAAGUUUUUCCACCGCAAGUCUGUUCAUAAUAUCUAGGAUGAGAUUUUCUUCAUUGUACUCCUGAUUCGGAACCGUCGUGGUAUGUGCUUCAGACAAUAACUGCCAGGCAAACAUUAGUUCAUAGAAUUCUAUGAAUUCUCAUAAUUAUUAUUACAACCGCACUCUCCAAUCCGUAACUCUGAAACUGAAAGUCGGAUGAAUUAAAGAUUCAAUAGCAGCUUAUGGGAGCGCUAUACCUUUCAUUUCAAACUAAGUUUGUGUAAAUUGGUUCAGCCAUUUCUGAGAAAGUUGUGUAAGUUUAAAUGACACACAUACACUUCUGGUAUGCAGGGUCAAUGAAGAGAAUGUGAGUGUGAGGGUGGUCCGAGGGGGGUGAUGAAGGGGUGAGGUGCAAUUGUAAGGGGGAGAGGGGCGAACGAUGCAACACCCAGCUGCAUAUUAUACCAUCCAUUUGAGACAUAGUUUGAGAAAAUCGGUUUCGUCAUCACCUAAGAAUAGAUGUGACUUAAAUUGUGGAAUACACCCGGAUACCGGGAUUUCCGAAAUUGUCGAUAGUGGACAAUAUAUUCAAAGAAUGUUUGAUUUCCAUUCAGUGAUCUAGACCUGCGAAUGGAUGUAAUUUGGUGACGAUUUCAAUAGUUUUUGGUCUCAGAGGUAUUACGAUUGUAACGGUUUAUAUAGGAAAUUCCAGUGUAAUCUUACCAACUAACCUAAAACUUCGGAACCAAAAGUCAGAGCCGAAUGAAAUUGAAUAGCAGUUAAUGGGAUUACUGUAUUUUAAAUUUGAAAUCAAGUUUGUAAAAAUCGAUCAAGAAUUCGCUGGGAAAUAGGUGUGAUACUAGUUUAGGAACUGGGGUGGGCGCAGCGUAGUUGGUAAAUCGAUUGCCUUGUACGCAGCGCACCUGGGUUCGAGUCCCGACCCCGCACAUAGGGUUGGAAAUUUUUCAUAAGAGAUUUUUCUAACCCGAAGAGGCGAAUGACCUUAAGGUUAAAACCUCUAUAAUCGAAAUAAAAAAAAUAGUUUAGGAACUUGGCGAGUUCCCUGGGGGCCCCAAGAUCCGUCAUAGGUGGCCAAUGUGGUCGAAGCUGCUUUGAAUGAUUAUUAGUGAUCUAGACCAGCAAAUUCAAGUAAUGUUGGACCCAUUUUAAUACGUAUUACACCAUUUGUACAUCAAAGUGAUACCAGUUUAUAUGGGAAUUUGCUGUGUGACCGCACUCUUCAAUCCGUCACUCCGGAAUCGGAAGUCGGAUCAACUAAAAAUUCAAUAGCAGCUUAUCGGAGCGUUAUACCUUUCAUUUGAAAUUAAGUUUGUGAAAAUCGGUUCGGUCAUCUCUGACAAAAUUGUGUGAGUUUAAAUGACACACACAGACAUUUGCCGAUCUCGACGAACUGAAUCGAAUGAUAUAUGACACUCGGCCCUCCGGGCCUCGGUUAAAAAGUCGAUUUUUACAGCCUUUCUUUAUAUGAGAAAGGCAAAAAUGUCUUAUUGAAUUCAAUUAUACAAUGUUUAUUGCUUCAAUCGACAAAAUUAAUGCUACGAACAUUUUUUGCAUUCAAACAAUAAUUAACUUUUAAUCUCAAUAAACAUUUCCAGUUUGAAUAAUUUGGCAAUCAUUUCAAUAAAAUAAUUUUUGGAAAAGAGAAUGUAUUUUCUUUCUAGCUAUAAUUUUUUCACUGAAUUAAAUUCAUAUAAUUAAAAAAAAUUUAAAAAAAUACUUUAUUGCAUGAUUGCAAAAAAAUGUAACGUAACUAUAAUAACAACUACCGGUGUGAAAACAGAUUAUUAUAUUGGCAACCUAUUUACCAACGACCGGUGCGAAAACGGGUGUCUAAAUAUAUUAUUAUCGUUUAGCGUAAUCAAAAUACACACGCAUUUGCUUACGCACUGGUGCUGAUAGUCUAAGUAGUGGAACGUGAUCUUCCGCAUGGGUGGUGGAUUUUUCCAUUUGUCAUAAAUAUUACUUAUGAUAAUUAAGCUGAAGAAGUAAUUUUUUUUCUGAAUUUAAAUUCAAUGCAUCGAAAGCUAAUGUGAGUACUUAAGGUAACAAGAGCACUUAGCACAUAUUAGGGAAUCCAAUGGAAAAUUUUGUCGUGAUUCAAUUUUGUAAAAAAAAAUAUUUGUAAUUUUGCGAACAAAAAAAUAAAAAAAGAUCGAUAAAACGUCAGCUGCAUCGGAAAAAAUCGAAAACAGCAUAUGGCUUAAUGACCCAAUUAACGUAUAGGGGAGAGUGAGGACACUUGAUCCUUGGGGAUAUUUGAUUCCCUGGCCAUAUCUCAUGAUCUAUACAUUAAAAGUUACCACAAUAUAAAAAGAAAAUGAAAUAUUUGAUCGCUUAUGAUGUUUCAAAAACAAAUCUAAUGUAUAACAUUUGGUUUGGAAAAAUUGUACAAUAUUUUAGAAAAUAUGUGUUGAUAUUCAUCUCGAAGAUCUUUUUACAAAUUUUUUAAGCGGUUGUAUCAGAUCGGCUACCUAAUUGUAUAUGAAUAUUUUCAGGUACGAUUACUUUCUUAAGGGCUUUCGUCUAGAAAAAAAAACAUUUUUAGAAUAAAAAGUUUCACAACACAUACAAAAAAAUAAAUUUUGUUCACCUUAUGCAAUAGGUAUCUUUGAUCCCUGCAACACUGCAGUGUAUAGAAAUAGAAAAACAUCAUUUUCAUAAAGUGCCUAGCACUAAUAAUUAAUCUAAAAUGUUUUUUCCGUGAGCAAAUUACGGUAUGGGGUACUGAAAGUUGGAAAAUCCAGUUAAACAGCACUGAUUUACCGCAAAUACUUGUCGUGACUUUCUACUGUGAUUAAAAUUUGUUGUGCAUCUAAAAAGGUAGUUUAAUUAAUUAAUUUGUCAGGACAGAUGAUUGGCUGAAUAUUAGUGGGUAUUAGUCAUAGUGUGCUUUGUUUCUUUAGCCCUAGUAGGCAGGGGAUCAAGUUACCACAGAAAAAGUCAAAACGAGGUUUUUACAAAAACCUCGUUUUGACAUGAUUUCCAAAAUUGUUCAUAUUACGGACAGUGCAUAGUAUUCGGAUUUACAUAUUAUUCAUAGCUCUUACAAUUCAAAUUGACUACAAAAUGGCGAAUUUUGCAAUUUAAAUUUUUAUUUCAUUGAAAAGUUAUGAGAAAAAAACAUAAGCGGGAUCAAGUGUACCCACUCUCCCCUACAAUCUCGCCAUUGUCGGUCUUAACAGCAUUUGAGUUGUUUUCUCUAACAGUCCUUUUUUUAAAUUUAUUUUAGAAAAAUUCUUUAACUUGGCUGCUGAGUAACUGUUUAAUAAUUGGUUCUCGGUACGCAGAUCUGAAAAGUGUGUAGCAGCGAUGCCUCAAAUACAGAUUUAUCUAGAAAGGUACAGAUUUUUCGAGUAUUUUUGGUACAGAUUCUGUACGAUACGGAUAAGGGGCCAUACACUAAUUACGUAAGGGAAUAUGAUGGGAGGGGGAGUUUCAAAACAUCUUCCGAAUUCUUAUCUAAGGGGGAGGGAGGGUUUGUCCUUUCUUACGUAAUAUCAUAAAACAAGUAUGAAAAAUGAAAUCAAUAUGGAAAAUAUUAUUUUCAUAAGAAAAGGGUACUAUUUCUUAUUUCUGCCAUGAACACGUAUAUUACACAAAACGAGCAUAUAUUGUACAUCAUGGCCAAGGAAGGGCGGACCUCGAAUUAAAGUAUUUUCCGGCAGGAUAUGAUUCCUAAAUUAGUUAUGGAAUAUUAUUGAUUGCUGGCAGCGUGAGGAGCGACUUAAUUGUCGAUGGUGUUGGAGCAGUUACAACAAUUUCUUGACUCUUGAUGGUACAUUGUUCUGUUCAGGAACUCAAGUCACCAUAUACCUUACAAGUUAGGAAGUGUUGAUACCGUGUUGUUAGGCUAACAUCCUCUUUCAAAUUUUCGCUUCCGCAAAGUAGCCGCAAAAUGUUCUGUCAUGCGAUUCUCAAAGAUCUUGUAGACCGAAUAUUUGCAGAGUGUGAACUAUAUUUGACUUCAAGAAAAUUCGUAGAUAGCCAUCUACGAAUUUUCUUCGGAGCUACGCGUACGAUAAGCGUCACAGUUGGAACUCAGAAUUAAUUCCCACCAGAAGAGAUUUUACAUCACAAGGAACUAUUUUGUUUAUUUUGUUUAUUUGUUGUACCGUCACCAACAGACCCCUUGGCCCCAAUGGUGGUUACUUAAACUAAUUACAUUUCAGAAUACGAAUAAUUUUAGUUUUUAUCGAAUUCCUUGUCAGGUUGAAGUCAAACGCCGUCGCCACACUGUUAAACACACGCUGGAGUCCGGUAACAGCGCCCUGGCGCCCAUAGUUAGUUCUCCUGAAUGGGACUCGCAGAAGAGAGUUAUUGCGCAGAGCUCGAACGCGAGCUUGAAGAUCGAGGCGUCCGAGGAUUGUAGGGCAAUCCACCCUGGCAGACAGUAAGUCCGAGACGAACAGGGCUCGAGAGCAGUCCCUCCGGAUGCUU
Molecule: messenger RNA, 16870 nt
Organism: Topomyia yanbarensis
Lineage: Eukaryota; Metazoa; Arthropoda; Insecta; Diptera; Culicidae
Exons: 5
Coding region: 613-2163 (516 amino acids)
Source: RefSeq, a predicted model, not a curated record